This is a messenger RNA of Lactuca virosa, 747 nucleotides long. The record is from the annotation of a GenBank genome assembly. NCBI's taxonomy places the organism in Eukaryota, Viridiplantae, Streptophyta, Magnoliopsida, Asterales, Asteraceae.
AUGGCUACAAAGACCAACAAGGAUUUUCGUAAGGGCUGCAAGUGUAAGAAGUCCAAGUGCGUGAAGCUUUAUUGUGAUUGUUUUGCUGGUGAAUUUUAUUGUGGUGAAGAUUGCUCUUGCACAGAAUGCUUCAAUCGAGUUGAAUAUGAAGAUACAGUUGAGGUGGCACGUGAGAAAAUAAAAGUGAGAGAUCCACUCGCAUUUGACCCCAAGAUUCAUCCCGUUGUUCAGUCUACAAGAAGCCACAAUGAGGGUGGAAAUCAGGUGAUGCCAGUUGUAGGAAAACACAGAAAGGGUUGCACUUGUAAGAAUUCAAUGUGCUUCCAAUUGUACUAGUACAAUGUGUAUAAUAUUGCACCUCAAACCAUGAGAGCCAUCAAUGAGAAACCAAACGAUUGUGAAAACACGAAAUUGGAGUUCACUAGGUUGGAAUUUUCUCCUCCUGAAUCCCGUUAUCUUCAAAUCUCGACUCCUUUGACAAGGUUUCAAUAUCCAGACCAUGGAAAUGAUGCAUCAAGAACCGAAAGUUACAUUAAUCCAUCACCAAUAUCUGCAAUCAGUGGCGUGAUAGGAACAAGUACAAGGGAGUUUGAUAUUGGUCCUUUGAAUCAACAAUCAUAUCCAUACGUGGAUCAAAGCAUGGAUAAUCAGCUUACACCUGGAGAGAUCAAUGAAAUGUUGGACUGGAACCCUAACGAGACCCUUAUAUAUACUACUGUCAACAACAUGACUCAAUAUACCAAGUGA